CUGGGUUCACUAAUGCCCCAAUCUGCUUCUCCUAAUGGGUUUCCUAAUCCUAAUGGGAAUCCUAAUGGGUUUCAUGGACAGUUGUAAUCCUUGACUGACCCCCACUGGGUACUGGGAGGCACAGGGAGCUACUGGGACCAUGUUGGGAGCCAACUGAAAACACACUGGGAGCACAUGGAAGAUGCUGGAACCAUGUUGGAGGUACUGGGACCAGAAGUGGGGCAACUAGGAUCACACAGGAGGGGACAACUGUGUGACAACCCAGCAUGGUUCCAUGCUGGGUUCAUACUGGGAGUGUCUGGAACCACUGGGGCAACUGUAUCAUACUGGGAUCAUAGUGGGAUCAUUCUAGUAGGGACAGGAAUUGACUGGGACCAUUGGGGAUGUGACAGGGAUCAUACUGGGAGUAGUUGUGAUCAUACUGGACUCAUACCGGGAGUGACUGGAAAGCACUAGAAUCAUAUUGCAGGGGACUGGAAUCAUACUGGGAUCUUUCUGGGAGUAACUGGAACCAUGCAGAUGACCGGGAGCAACGGGAACCACACUAGGAGUGACUGGGAUCACACUGGGAGGAUAACAGAGAUUACCCUGGGAGCACCAAGGCGCGGGGUGCCCGGGGCGGGGUCAUGCACAUUUAUGCUAAUGAGCCCUCGGCCGCUGCGGCACCAUCGAGUCGCGGAGUCCGGCGGCGCAGAGCGGUCGCGCGCCCCGAUUGGCGCGCGGAGGGAAGUGACAUCACGAGAAGCGCCGCGGUGGCGGGAGAUUUGAACAACGCGGCGGCGGCGGGAGGUUUGAACAGCGCGGCCGCCGCGGGAGGUUUGAACAGCGCGGCGGCGGCGGGAGGUUUGAACAGCGCGGCCGCCGCGGGAGGUUUGAACAGCGCGGCGGCGGCGGGAGGUUUGAACAGCGCGGCCGCCGCGGGAGGUUUGAACAGCGCGGCCGCCGCGGGAGGGCGCCGCCCAGGUCAGCGGGCAUUGCAGGAGAUCCGCAAGUACCAGAGCAGCACCCGCCUGCUGCUGCGCCCCGGCCCCUUCGCCCGCCUGGUGCGGGAGCUCUGCCUACUCUUCACCCGCGGAGUGGAUUACCGCUGGCAGCGCAUGGCCUUGCUGGCGCUGCAGGAGGCAGCAGAGGCCUUCAUAGUGCGGAUGCUGGAAGACGCAUACCUGUGCUCGCUGCACGCCCGCCGAGUCACCCUGUUCCCCAAGGAUCUGCAGCUGGCCCGGCGCCUGCGAGGCACUGAGGGGGGGGGCAUCUGAAUGGCGACCCCCCUGAGCCCCUGCACAGACUCAACCGCCCAGACCCCUGUACCAGGACCCCCACCCUGGGGCUCUCUCCUGACAAUCUCACACUCCUAAUUUUACUGGGACCUCCUAUGGUACCAUCAUGCUGAGACACCCCCUCAUGGGGUCCCCCAAGCUGGGGCUCUAUCCUGACAUGCCCAAUCUGAUUUAGGAUCCACUUCCCCAAGACCCCCCCACGUGGACCCACCCCAUAGACUCCCCCCUAUUGAAACCCCACCUCAGGACCCCCAACAAGCCCUUUAGGGACCCAUCCCAGGGUGGAGAUCCCCUUCCUUAGUCCAGCACCCGUCAGAUUAUUGAGGAGCCCUACCCAUGAUACCUCUGGAACCCCCCUCACCAGAAUGCCAGUCCCAAGGAAACCUACCCAGGACCACCACCUUACUGGAGACCCUCCCAGUUCUGCUGCACCACAAUAAAUUAAUAAAUGUUUGUGA
Molecule: messenger RNA, 1735 nt
Organism: Vidua chalybeata
Lineage: Eukaryota; Metazoa; Chordata; Aves; Passeriformes; Viduidae
Product: histone H3-like centromeric protein A
Exons: 4
Coding region: 627-1256 (209 amino acids)
Cellular component (GO): nucleosome
Molecular function (GO): protein heterodimerization activity; structural constituent of chromatin; DNA binding
Source: RefSeq, a predicted model, not a curated record